Sabethes cyaneus is the source of this 2302-nucleotide messenger RNA. RefSeq names its product DNA replication licensing factor Mcm5 (gene Mcm5). The coding region runs from base 95 to 2302 and encodes 735 amino acids. Gene Ontology annotation, molecular function: ATP binding; 3'-5' DNA helicase activity; single-stranded DNA helicase activity. Gene Ontology annotation, cellular component: nucleus; MCM complex. The transcript has 3 exons. NCBI's taxonomy places the organism in Eukaryota, Metazoa, Arthropoda, Insecta, Diptera, Culicidae. Gene Ontology annotation, biological process: DNA replication initiation; DNA replication; double-strand break repair via break-induced replication. The record is from RefSeq and is a predicted model, not a curated record.
GGUCUAGAUUUGCUGUAAAAUUGUUUGAAUUAUUCCUCAGUGAUUAGUUUUGAUAUUAGGAAAGCUUCAAGUAGUUUUCUAAGUUGAACUAGCAAUGGAUGGUUUCGACGAUGUUGGUGUGUUUUUCUCCGAUAACUUUGGCGACGAUGGCCAGCAACAGCAGCAGGGGUCCAAUCAGAUAAACCUUCAACAAAUGAAGAAAAAGUACCGCGAGUUUAUCCGGACAUUCUGCGAAGCAAACUUCAGUUACAAAUAUCGUGACACAUUAAAACGAAACUAUCUGUUGGGACGAUACUACCUUGAGGUGGAAAUCGAAGAUUUGUCAGGGUUCGACGAAACACUAGCCGAUAAACUGUACAAGCAACCAACUGAACAUCUGCAGAUUUUCGAAGAAGCUGCUCGUGAGGUAGCAGAUGAAAUUACAUCGCCACGACCUGAAGGGGAAGAACAUAUGCAUGACAUACAGGUGUUGCUCACUUCUGGUGCUAAUCCAACCAACAUUCGAGAGCUAAAGUCGGAGUGUGUUUCAAGAUUAGUAAAGGUUGCUGGCAUUAUUAUUUCUGCUUCCGGUAUUAAAGCUAAAGCGACCAGAAUAUCGAUACAAUGCCGUUCAUGCAGCAAUGUUAUCCCGAAUUUACCGGUAAAUCCCGGCUUGGAGGGUUAUCAACUGCCAAGAAAGUGUAACACCGAGCAGGCCGGACGUCCGAAGUGCCCGAUGGAUCCGUAUUUCAUAAUGCCGGAUAAGUGUCGCUGUGUAGAUUUCCAGGUUCUCAAAUUGCAAGAAUUGCCCGAUUUCAUUCCCCAAGGCGAGAUUCCAAGACACAUGCAGUUGUUCUGCGAACGUAGUCUCUGCGAACGAGUUGUACCAGGAAAUCGAGUUCUGAUCCAUGGUAUUUUCUCGAUUCGAAAGAUAGGCAAACCGAGCAAACAGGACGGUCGAGAAAAGGCCAUCGUUGGGGUACGUGCACCCUACAUGCGUGUCGUUGGAAUUACUGUCGAUACCGAAGGUGUUGGGGCAAUUUCGCGUUUUAAUAACAUUACUACCGAAGAGGAAUCGACGUUCCGUAAGAUGGCAGCAAAUCCGAACAUUUACGACACUUUGACGGCCAGUUUAGCUCCCAGCAUUUUUGGCUCGCAGGAUAUCAAGAAAGCAAUCGUCUGUAUGUUGUUUGGAGGAUCCCGAAAGCGAAUGCCAGACGGAUUGAAUCGUCGAGGGGAUAUCAAUAUUCUGCUGUUAGGAGAUCCAGGAACAGCCAAAUCUCAAUUGUUGAAAUUUGUCGAAAAGGUAGCGCCGAUUGCAGUGUAUACGUCGGGAAAGGGAUCCAGUGCAGCUGGUUUGACUGCUUCCGUUAUGCGAGAUCCAGCCACCAGAAACUUUGUUAUGGAAGGAGGUGCUAUGGUUUUGGCAGACGGUGGCGUAGUUUGUAUUGACGAGUUCGAUAAGAUGAAAGAGGACGAUCGUGUUGCCAUUCAUGAGGCCAUGGAACAGCAAACCAUCUCCAUAGCAAAAGCUGGAAUCACAACUACUCUGAACUCACGUUGUUCCGUUCUAGCAGCUGCGAAUUCUAUUUUUGGCCGCUGGGAUGAUACUAAAGGAGAGGAAAAUAUCGAUUUCAUGCCGACAAUUCUAUCUCGUUUCGAUAUGAUCUUCAUUGUAAAAGAUGUUCAUGAUCAGGAGCGUGAUAUAACGCUGGCCAAACACGUAAUGAAUGUACAUAUGCACGCAAACAAAGCGAUGGAAGUACAGGAAGGUGAGAUCCCGUUGGCGGUGUUUAAAAAAUACAUCAAUUAUUGUCGAACACAUUGUGGACCGCGUUUGAACGAAGAAGCGGCUGAGAAAUUGAAAUCUCGCUAUGUUCUGAUGCGUAGUGGGGCUAGUGAACAUGAACGUAUGUCGGACAAACGACUAUCGAUUCCCAUUACGGUGCGUCAGUUGGAAGCCAUCAUUCGCAUGUCUGAAUCCCUAGCCAAGAUGCAGUUGCAACCUUUCGCCAACGAUGCUCACGUUACGGAAGCUCUUCGGUUGUUCCAGGUGUCAACCCUGGAUGCGGCCAUGUCCGGCUCGCUAGCUGGCGUGGAAGGUUUCACCACCGAGGAGGACACAGAAAUGCUGAACCGUAUCGAGAAGCAGUUGAAACGGCGUUUCGCCAUCGGUUCGCAAGUUUCGGAGCAAAACAUCAUACAGGACUUUGCCCGUCAGAAGUAUCCGGAGCGGGCCGUCCUCAAGGUGAUCCACACGAUGAUCCGACGCGGAGAAUUGCAGCAUCGUAUGCAGCGCAAGAUGCUUUAUCGGUUGUCGUAA